Messenger RNA from Epinephelus fuscoguttatus (brown-marbled grouper), 4530 nucleotides. It is a transcript of the gene chst6, whose product is annotated as carbohydrate sulfotransferase 6. The record is from RefSeq and is a predicted model, not a curated record. Lineage: Eukaryota; Metazoa; Chordata; Actinopteri; Perciformes; Serranidae. Gene Ontology annotation, molecular function: N-acetylglucosamine 6-O-sulfotransferase activity. Gene Ontology annotation, cellular component: Golgi membrane. The transcript is spliced from 2 exons. Bases 447 to 1640 code for a protein of 397 amino acids. Gene Ontology annotation, biological process: N-acetylglucosamine metabolic process; sulfur compound metabolic process; carbohydrate metabolic process.
GCAAACUUAGUCCUGACUCAGCAGAUGCAACCCUGAGAGGUUAUCUGGCAGCAAGGUGCUCCGGUCCUGCUGCGGAGACAGUUACUGGCUCAAGUCCCGCCCGCCCCACUGCCCACCACCCUCCUCUAUGUCUAAGCACCAGCCCUCCGCCCAACCCACUGCCAGGCAGCCCAGCACAGCCACUGGCCACGUCUCAAAACACCGCUUUGUACCCAACCGGACAGUGGAGGUAGCCGAGCAGCUGCUGGCCGAGGACUGAGGGGAGGAGAGGAGAGGAGGGGACAGGACUGCGGGGUGUUGGGACAGAGAACACUGCGCACCGGCUCCGUCGCCAGGCAGCAGGACCGAAAACAAAGCUAAAGCAGAGGCAUCACACAGCUCCACAGAGGACAAAAAGAGAAAGAUCCACAUCAAGCACCAGAGGCUGACAGUGAUCUUCAACCAUCAUGCGCUGCAGAGUGAACCUCAGCACCAUGAUUUUCCUGGUGAUCCUUCAGGGGGCAGCAGUGGUGCUGUUCUGUGGCUGGUACGUCCAGCUCAGUCCCUGUGGCUCUGCCCCUACUAAUGGCAAAGUUCACGUUCUGCUGCUGUCAUCGUGGCGAUCAGGCUCGUCCUUCGUGGGUCAGGUGUUCAGUCAGCACCCAUCUGUCUUCUAUCUUAUGGAGCCAGCUUGGCAUGUAUGGACCAAACUGCAGAAACCAGGUGCACGAUCACUCCGGAUGGCUGUGAGGGAUCUAUUACGGAGCGUAUUCCAGUGUGACUUCUCUGUGAUGGAGGCCUACCUGCCGGAGCACCACAAUGUGUCCUCCUUGUUUAUGUGGAGUCACAGUAGAGCACUGUGCUCACCGCCGGCCUGUUCUCUCACACCACGCAACCAGUUCAGCAACCAGACUCGGUGCUUCCAGACAUGUGAUGCUAGGGGCCUGCAGAGGGUGGAGGAGGCCUGUGGGACUUACAGUCACAUAGUACUAAAAGAAGUGAGAUUCUUUGAGCUGGAAUCCCUCUACCCACUCUUGCAGGACCCAAGCCUAGAUCUCCGCAUCAUCCACCUGGUCCGAGACCCUCGGGCUGUGGUGAAGUCUAGAGAGGAGUCAGCUAAAGCCUUCGUGAGUGAUAAUGCUGUCGUCUUAGAGCAGAGAAGCAUACCAGCUGGUGAGGUGCAGUAUCAAGUCAUGCAGGAAAUCUGCCGUAGCCACGUACGAAUUAAUGAGAGGGCCAUCAUGAAGCCCCCUCCAUUUCUUAAAGGCCGCUACAAAAUGGUCCGCUAUGAGGAUGUUGCACGCAACCCACUUGUGGAGAUAGCUGCCAUGUAUGAUUUUGUAGGUCUGGAGAUGACCUCACAGUUGGAAGAGUGGAUCUACAGGGUGACUCACGGGAAAGGCAAAGGGUCCAGGAAAGAGGCCUUCAAAAUCACGUCACGAAACGCCGCUGAUGUCUCGCAGGCUUGGCGUACCGUGCUGCCACACAACAAGGUCAAACGAAUUCAGGAAGUGUGUAAAGGGGCCAUGUCAUUGCUUGGAUACAGGACAGUAAACAAUGAGAAAGAACAGAAAAGACUUGACAUAGAUCUACUAGUACCACGGGAACCAUAUCAGUUCAGCUGGUUGCCAGCUAAAACAGAGCAUCCCAGUAAUAGUUAAAUGACAGUAUUCUGUUUGAAUGACAGCGACACCAAGAGACUAUGCUGAACUGAAGUCUAUAUUCUUUAUAGGCUUUAUUGGCUGUUUAAGUCUUUAAUGAGUACUACCACAGACUGAUUGAUCAACUGGGGGAACACUGGCAUGAUGUCUGAGGGAAAAGCUCUUUGCAGCAAUCAUACAACUUGGAUUGGCACAGCCCAGUCCUCACUACACUUUUCAAAAGAUUUUAUCAUUUGGGUGAGUUGACAUUACAUAGGCCUGUCAUGGUAACUAACUGGUUAAUUUAUAAGAAAAAAAAAGCAAACUAAUAAUAGGCCUUUGCUGUUAGUCCAGCACACCUCUGACUCAGUGAGCUUGAGCGCUGCAUUUCAAAGCGCUAUCCAAUUAGAGGUGGUUAAAUUUUAAUGAUCCAUGAUGUAAAUGUCUUGCCUUUUACUUUAUUUUCUGUUAACUUUACUGACAAUCAACCACAUCAGGGUGGAAACAUGCUCACUGCCCAAUUUUGGGUUUCCACUGGUUUCUUGGCCACUCUAGACCGUGCAGCACCUGUGCUACCGUUAGCUAGCUAGCAGCACUGCGCAUUCAGCGAUUACAGCUGAUAACACUGUACAAGUGGCUGAACGCGUUGCUGUGGAAACAUGGUACCCACUCUCUGGUCUCCCCCCAAGUUGCCACGGUGAGUAAGUGGCCUCAUUGUAAGCCAUUUAACCCUUUUUAGCAUUGUUUAAUAUGUUAGCACCAUGAGCUGUGUUGACAUUGCUAACGGCGGUAACAGAGCUAACAUAGUCAAUAAUGCUAAAGGAGGGUUUGGGGCUCAUAAAUGAGCUGCUUACUGACUGGGGUGAGCUGGGGGGCGAGUGGAGUCUGAGUCAGUGUUUCCACAGCAACGCUGUUGGGCAAGGACGUAACUAGUGAUGGCCAAAUGAGUGGUGCCACUAGCUCCUACCAGACCUGGGUGGUGUGCAAUACAGUAAACUGGAUAGUGGCAAAUUAACCUAUAGGAAAGUUGUGUAACUGGUCAAAAAAAUUUUUGGCGGGUAACAGGUUAAGGGGUGACGGUUGAGAUCUCUAGCAUGGACAUGUUUUGCUGUCAUUUCUGGUCGCAUUGCCUUUGUCCUCUCAUCUUCUCCCUGUGUCAAGGUUUCACCCUCACCAUGGGCUCAGCUCCUCACUCACUCACACACAUUUGAAGAAUUGUUGCUCUUUCAGAGGGUGCACCUGCAUUAAUAUGCUGUUAAAUUAUCUCUGUAUCAAUGGCUUAAAAUGCUCUUACAAUUACACUAAUAAUGUUUAAUGCAGUUAUUUCUGGGACAAUAUAUCAUCCACCCAAAAUAGUUAUCAUGACAGGCCUAGUGUGACAGUGUAUUUGUUAAGCAGCCAUAGUCUUUGCAUGGCCAUACAUGCAAAUAAUUCAGUUGGAAACAUAAGGAAGUUGACAGAUAAUUAUAUGGUCUGGACAAACAUAAAGGGGCUGGGGGUAGUCUGCCUUUCCUGUAAGUAGCUCUCCACUUUGUGUACAGUUUGUGAAUCAUUUAAGCUCAUGGCACUCUCCCCUGCACAAAGUGAAUCUGGGUUUUGCACAGUGCAAGCAUUCUGGUGGUGACAGUCCGAGCAUAUUUAGCAGUACUGUGUUCCUGCAAAACAUGAAUCUCUGCAAUCUUGUUAGUCUGAGAAAUCUGCACAUAUUGAAGAAUUCUGAUAUCUUGUGGAGCUGUUGUCGUCACUCUGUGUGCCAGAGAACUAAUGUGAAUUCGCCCCAUUUGAAUCUACAUUGUUUGCAGCUGGGCCUCAUGCCAGUGUCCCCUGAAGGCCUGGUCUGUCCCAACAGGAGACUGUUGAUCACUGAUGACACUCCCACAGAGGAGGAGAGGCUAGCCUGAGGCCUGUGGUGUCACUGAGUCAGGAUGCUUGUUGAUGUUAUGGAUCUACGACUGGGGCAGUCAGGAAGCACACUUACAUUGUUGCCAGAAAACUGCAAAGGUCUGCUUAUAGCUUGAUGUACUGGAUUUGAAUCAUCAAAGCUUCACUUGCACUCAGCAAAAAUACAUACAAUCUUCAGACUAUGGUUGUAGAUACAUCUUUUUUCCUAAAAUUACUUCCAGGUGCCUGUGUUGUCACUGUUGGGAAAUCAGACCAGGUGCUAGAGGAAAGUGUUGGCAUUGUACGUUUCUGCAAACCACAGGAAUGUUAGAUUUCUGCAUUUGCAUACACAUCAUAUCAAUGUUUGUAAAAUGACGUAGUGCAGUAUGAGCUGACUUUGUCAUCUGGAGUUGGAGGGGACGGUUGGUGGUGUGACAGUUAGGUGAGACACCUGCCAAGCUGCACAUCACUGUCUGACCAACAAACAACCAACCAGCAAACAACAAAACCAGUGUCUCACGUUUUCACCAACUUUUUAGCCACCAUUCCACUGCUGCGAUUCCACCGGGGAUAGUGGCAUGAAAAGUUGUUGUGUUUUUUCGCUGAGACAUCUCUGUAUUUAUAGCAGGGAUUGUCCAACCAAAACUGAGUAUUUUAAGCCUAAACUUGAUCUUUUCUGAACCAUUACAGCAUGUUUUUUUGUGCCUAAAACCCAACCACACAAUAACACAGUGCUGUUAAAACGUAAAGUUUAAUGUAUGUGAUACAUGAUAAUGUGCAAAUGUAACCUAUCGGUGGUUUGCAGAAUGGUAUAUACAAAGGCAACAUUUAUUCUAGCAAUUUGGUUGUUGCAAAUCCUCUCCCCCCUGGAACUAUUAAUGGAUAAACCUCCUUCUCAUUACACUUAAAGGAUGUCUGGUUCCUGGUAUUUCAAACUAUGAACAAAUUCAAACAUUUUGCAUUCUUUUUGCUGCCAUUUGAAACUCCUCAGUACAGUGGAGGCAACUCUACACAACUCUACACAAGUGUA